Ipomoea nil (Japanese morning glory) is the source of this 2431-nucleotide messenger RNA. Its product is annotated as MAR-binding filament-like protein 1-1. Gene Ontology annotation, biological process: mitotic chromosome condensation. Bases 77 to 2275 code for a protein of 732 amino acids. Gene Ontology annotation, molecular function: chromatin binding. Gene Ontology annotation, cellular component: condensin complex; condensed chromosome; chromatin. The record is from RefSeq and is a predicted model, not a curated record. Lineage: Eukaryota; Viridiplantae; Streptophyta; Magnoliopsida; Solanales; Convolvulaceae. The transcript is spliced from 4 exons.
AGUUUGUGAGAUAGGAAUCGCUAGUGUGAGUAAAGGUGCUUCGCUAAGCACCACAAAAGCUCCAAGCUCUGCUGCAAUGGCGUCUUCUUGCUUUCUGCAAUCGCCAUGCCCUCAUUCUCUCUUCGUUUAUUCUUCUUCUUCUUCACACUCGUCAUUACUCUCUCCUUCUCAUUCCCCCUUCUUUUUCUCCCCAAGAAAUGCACGAAAUGGGAAAAAGCUUAGGCCGGCCAUGGCGCGUAUGGGAGCAGAAACCCCAAACGACAGCGAUAUCUGCAACAGGAGGCUGAUCCUUUUCGCCGGCAUUUCAAUUCUUCCGCUCCUUCAACUCAGAGCAAGGGCUCUUGAAGUCUCGCCAGCAGACAUUUCUGAAUUGAAGGCAACCGACCAGAAACAAGAAGUUGAGCGAAAAAUUCAAGGCGGAGAGUCUCAGUCACAGAACCCCUUCCUCUCUCUUCUAAAUGGAUUUGGAUUUUAUGGCACAGGGGUGCUAGGCGCACUCUAUGCACUGGCCAGGAAGGAAAAAGCCAUUUCUGAUGAAGCUCUAGAAUCUAUGAGUGCUAAACUGGAGGAGAAAGAAGCCACCAUUGUUUCAAUGGGGAAGAAAUUCGAGUCUGAGCUGCUGAAAGAAAAGGAAAAGCAGAAUAAGCAGCAAAUGGAGGCGAAUGAAGAACAGCAAGCGCUACUUAACAGACUGAAUUCAACAAAUAUCACUAUAAAAAACCUCGAGGGAGAGGUCCAAAAGGAAAAGAAGUUUGUUGAAGAGCUAAAAGUUGCAAUGGAUAGACUUCAAGCCGAACUCAAGAAAGCUGGAGAGGAGAAGAACAAACUACAAGGGGAGCUGGAGGAGAAGGCGGGCACAGUAGAAGUUCUGCAAGAAAAGACAAACUUGCAGAGUCUGGAGAUCAAGGAUAAAGAAGAGAGUCUUCACAAGACUAGCACUAAACUAGCUGAAACAGAAGCUAGGCUCAAUGAACUCAGUUCUUCAUAUCAACGCUCUCAAAGCGAGCUUGUGGGUUUGACUUCGGAAAACAAAGAACUCAAAAAUGAAAUUCUGAAAAAAGAGAGGGAACUGGAGUCGAGGAAUGCUGUGGUAGAUGGUCUGGAAGUGCAGUUGAAUUCUCUGAUUGUUGAAAGAAAUGAGUUGAACAAAAAGCUUGAUGCAAUCCAGAAUGACUACAACAACUUGAAGUCCGCUUCAGAAAAGAAGGCAGCUUCAGAUGCUAUGCUCUUGAAUGAACAGCAACAGAAACUCCAACAGCUUCAGAAACAGCUUGACAUUGCCUCAGAUGAAGCGAGCAAAAGUAAAGUGAUAAUUACUAAUUUAACUCUCGAACAAGUUGAUUUGAAAAAAACGCUGGACGCAGAACUGGAUACUGUAAAUGGCUUGAAACAGGAGCUUCAAAUCGCUCAGGAAAAUCUAGAAAAAUCAAGAAAUGAAGUGUCUGAUCUGAAGAACGAACUCGAGCAAUCAAGAAAGCUUUGCUCUGAACUUGAAGCCGAGGUUUCUGCAGUGAGGGCGGACUUUGUCAAAACUAGGGAAUCACUGCACGAGACCAUUGAUGAGGCAAAAAGAGGUGCAGAACUAUUAGCUGCUGAGCUAACAGCAACAAAGGAGCUUCUAAGGAAAACAAACGAGGAAAUGGAGAUAAUAUCUCGAGAACUUGCUUCAGUUUCUGAGACUCGUGACAGCCUACAGAAGGAGCUAGUUGAUGUCUAUAAGAGAGCUGAGAGUGCUGCUAAUGAUCUAAAAGAAGAAAGGAAUAUUAUUGCUAACCUGAAAAAGGAGUUGCAGGCUGUGGAGACUCAAAUUUUAAAAGAUAAAGAAGUACAGAAAUCUCUGGAAGCAGAUCUGGAGGAGACUACUAAAUCACUUGUUGAGUUGAAUCAAAAUGCGAUGGUUCUCUCAAAGAACCUAGAGCUUGCUAAUUCCACCAUUUCUGGCCUUGAAGAUGAAAAGGAAAUGCUCCAGAAGUCUCUGUCAGAGCAAAAGCAAGUUUCUCAAGAAGCCCGAGAAAACAUGGAAGACGCGCAUACCCUUGUGAUGAGACUUGGGAAAGAAAGAGAGAAUCUGGAGAAGAGAGCAAAGAAACUGGAGGAGGAACUGGCAUCAGCAAAAGGCGAAAUAUUGCGGCUGAGGAGCCAAAUGAAUUCAUCAAAAACGCCUGUAAAUGAUCAGGAAAAGCAAAAGGUUGAGGUGGCGGCUAAUAAGGCUACAGUUUCUACAAGAAAAUACACCAGGAGGAAGAAGUCGGUUCCUGAACAAGAUGAUUCCUAGAUUUUUACUAGUAAUUGAUGGUCACACACACUCUGUAACAUUUACUUCAUUCUGCACUUCUUUUUUUUUUUUUUUUUUUUUUUUGCAUUAACAAUGUAUUCAUCUACUGUAAGAAAUUCAUGCCCACAUUCUAUUAACAAGCCCAUUUUGGAUUGA